Haliotis rufescens (red abalone) is the source of this 3490-nucleotide messenger RNA. Its product is annotated as B-box type zinc finger protein ncl-1-like. The transcript has a single exon. Gene Ontology annotation, molecular function: mRNA 3'-UTR binding; zinc ion binding; translation repressor activity. The coding region runs from base 70 to 2316 and encodes 748 amino acids. The record is from RefSeq and is a predicted model, not a curated record. NCBI's taxonomy places the organism in Eukaryota, Metazoa, Mollusca, Gastropoda, Lepetellida, Haliotidae. Gene Ontology annotation, biological process: negative regulation of translation.
UAAUCCACCUUUCUGUGUUCGCCAGACUCCGCCCUCUACCCAAGUCCCCCGCCGUGACGCCGUGUAACCAUGACGUCCUCUUCUCCCCCGUCCGAGGUCGACAUGUCCACCACCGUCUCGAGCUCCUCCGACAGCGACUUGGACUCCACCGGCCUUAACACCCGCUGCAGCAUCUGUAACGACAUCUACUCCAUCCCCAAACUGCUGGGCUGCUUCCACACCUUCUGUCAGCCAUGCCUCGAGAAGGUCAAGGUCACGGACAAAGUGACCUGUCCGGAAUGCCACUUCGACACAUACCUCGGGUCCGAUGGCCUCACUGGACUCCGACAGGACUACACCGUCAGCAAUAUCAUGGAGCUGUCCACUCUCGACCCCUGUGCCAUACACUGCACUGGUUGUAAAAGCAAAGAAGCCAAUGUUGUUGCCCGUUGUUUCGACUGUGCAAACUUCCUCUGUGCCAACUGUGUUAUGGCGCAUCAGUUCAUGCACUGUUUUGAAGGCCACCGAGUCAUUAGCCUGGAGGACCUGCAGAUUAACAAGGAUACUUGCAAUUCCGAGAAACCAGUAAACUGCCCCAAACACAAGAUCGAUGUACUCAAGAUGUACUGCAAGACGUGCGCUGAACCAGUGUGUAAGGAAUGUGUGCUGCUUGACCACGGUCGCGGCCACGACUGCCAGUUCCUGACCGAAGUAGCGGAAACAGAAAUAGAGAUGUUGAGAAACCUGGAGGACAGUGCUAGAAUUAAGAUUGAAGAUUUACGGGCUACGGCGAAAGGGAUUGGUGUCGGCUCGAUAAACCUCCAAACUCAGUACCUCAAGGCCCAGAAUGACAUCAAUGACACUCACGACUUCUACAUCGCCAAGCUUGAAGAACGUAAAGACGAGACCCUGAAAGAACUCGAUCAGGCUCUCAACGACAAGCAGGCUGCCAUCACCACCCGGGCCCAGAACAUCCAGGAAUGUCUGAGUAGUCUUUGCCAAGGUAUCCAGUUCGUUAACAAACUCCUAAAUAACGCUUCCGUCACAGAAUGUCUGAUGCUGAAGACUUUUGUUGAACGUAGAUUCCAUAACAUGUUCACCUUCUUGCCAAACCUGGAUAAUCAGGACUGCUCCGAGAUAGAGUUCAUAUCCAACUAUCAGGCCAUCCAGACGGGUGUCCGCAAUACGUUUGGUUACGUCAGCCAGGGAAACGAGUCGCUCUUCAGAAAGACCAGCUUAACUCCAACCUGCCCGACUAUUGAGAACCUUCCCACGUGCCAGGCCAUAGAACACCUUCUUUCUACCACCACCAGGCUAUCGUCUACUGGAAACAUUUUUGACGAACCCCCCAAUAUCAACGUGUAUAAGCAGUACGGCGCCAGUGACCUCAUGCUUCCAGGUGACCAGUACAACACGUGGUCCAGUGGUUCGGACAUAAUGUCGUCCAGUCUGGACGUCCUGUCCCCGACCCCCAGUUCCGGAAGUCACGUGUCUCUUCUCUGCCCACUGACCUCCCACGUUCGACGUCACAAGAUGAUCUACCACUGCAGGUUCGGGGAGUUUGGAGUGCUGGAAGGGCAGUUCACCGAACCCAGUGGCGUCACCGUCAACGCCCAGAACGACAUCAUCGUUGCCGACACCAACAACCAUCGUAUCCAGAUUUUUGACACCGAAGGAAGAUUCAAGUUCCAGUUCGGCGAAUGCGGCAAGCACAACGGUCAGCUGUUGUACCCUAACCGUGUGUCCGUCGUGGGGUCUUCGGGGGACAUUGUCCUGACCGAGCGGAGCCCCACCCACCAAGUCCAGGUCUACAACCAAUUCGGCCAGUUCCUUCGAAAAUUCGGCGCCAACAUCCUGCAGCACCCGCGAGGAGUGGCAGUCGACAACGCCGGGAGGAUCAUCGUGGUGGAGUGUAAAGUGAUGCGGGUCAUCAUCUUCGACAACAUCGGCAACGUGCUCAACAUGUUCUCCUGCUCCAAACACCUGCAGUUUCCCAACAGCGUCGUGGUCAACGACAAGGAGGAAAUCUUCAUCAGCGACAACCGCGCCCACUCUGUGAAGGUGUUCAGCUACCACGGCGUUCUGCUGCGACAGAUCGGAGGGGAGGGGAUCACAAAUUACCCCAUCGGCGUCGGUAUCAACGCAGCUGGCCAAGUAGUCGUCGCCGACAACCACAACAACUUCAACAUCACCAUCUUCACACAGGGCGGCCAGCUCGUCAACGCUCUGGAAUCCAAGGUGAAACACGCCCAGUGUUUCGAUGUGACCCUCAUGGACUAUGGCUCUGUCGUUCUGGCGAGUAAGGACUACAAAUUGUAUAUCUACAGAUACAUGUAGGAUACAGGUUAUCCAAUCCAACCUGAUGUUUGGAGCAAUACAAGUUGUAUACGUCCUGGUAUAUGUGUACGGAUACAACUUGUACACAUCCUGUUACAUAUGCAUGGAUACAAGUUGUAUGCUUCUGGUAUAUUUGUAGGAAUACAAGUUGUAUGCAUUCUGGUAUGUGAAGAUACGUCCAGGUAAUAACCUUCACGCAUUACAAAUAGAAACGCGUAGACAUCUACGAAGCGGGUAGAACGGGUACUCACUUACAUUCCUUGACCAUUGCGCAAACCCAGGUCCCAUUGCCUAUAACCAUUGAGAAUGUUUAAACCCAAGGCGUCCAAUGUUAUACUGGCAUGUUUUAAUCCAGUUAAUUCAGUAUUAGAAACUAAGAGAAAAUAUACAAGAGAAGUGCACAAACUGACAUGUUGCUGUCCCUCUGUUAGGUGUAUUACGGUAGUUGAGCGUCUCGUGCUUGUACGUGUGAUGCUCAUUUCAUCUAGUUAAGUAAAAUGUAAAACUACAGAUAAUCCGGACGCGACCUUAAUGUGGUUCCACCGCGCUCUACCUCAACAUGACUCAUAUAUGCAGACAUUGGUGCAACUUUGCUGCAACCUCGCUGCCUUACCGUAUAUAUGCAAAAUAAUGUACUGCCUCCAGUAAUUAUGCAAGUACGAGAUCCAAGUGUUUCUUUUCGUUCAUCAGCUCAGGUUUUGUACAUAAGUAUAUCAAGAAAUACUUCCUCAUUUCCGUCAGUAUUAUUUAUCAUUUUUUCAUUGUUUUUCCGUUGUUGAGUUUGUUAUUUUUCAAGUGCUGUCGCUACACCAUGACAACCAGCCGCUCUCUUCUCAUUGGCUCGAGUGCUUCACCAAUCACAAGCUUCCAGCAAGUCCAUGUUUUUAUUGACUGGCCGACUUUGAAUUGAAAACUCGUACUUAUGCCUAACACUGCAAUGUAAAUACUUCGGAUAUACUCGCUCAUAACAGCAUUGCCCCCCACUUUGACACUGACACGUUGUUUAUUGUUGAUUUUCUACUCCGGUACCGCCCUUCUAAGUAAAGGGUAAAUGUAUCGCAAAUGUUUGUACAUCUUUAUUUUCCCGACACUCUUGUCCCAUUGUUUCGCAAUGAUAGAAAUGUGUUCACCAUUACAUGAUCUCAAUUGCAUGUUCUAUAUUAUCUCUUGUUCA